Molecule: messenger RNA, 351 nt
Organism: Rangifer tarandus platyrhynchus (Svalbard reindeer)
Lineage: Eukaryota; Metazoa; Chordata; Mammalia; Artiodactyla; Cervidae
Source: the annotation of a GenBank genome assembly
AUGUCUCGGGGAAGACACCUCUGGAAUUUCCGUUGCAGUAAGAAGCAUUCUCGUUCCACCAGGGCCGAGCUGCAGCUCCUCGUGAGCCGCGUGGACCGCCUUCUGCGAGAGGGUCAGUUUGCCAACCGCCUGAGCUCAGAAACGCCCAUGUUCCUGGCUGGCAUCCUUCUGUACCUGACAGCUAACAUCCUGAACCUGGCAGGGAAGGAGGCCAGAGCCAACCACAGGAUAUGCAUCACCCCGGAACACGUGCAGAGGGCGCUGAUCAAGAAUGAAAUUCUCUGCCGCCUCUUCGAGCCCAACGCCUUCACUAGGACCACAGCUGCACCAACCCCUCGCAAGAAGAAGUAG